Molecule: messenger RNA, 2958 nt
Organism: Trichoderma reesei QM6a
Lineage: Eukaryota; Fungi; Ascomycota; Sordariomycetes; Hypocreales; Hypocreaceae
Exons: 3
Biological process (GO): negative regulation of TOR signaling; regulation of cell cycle
Cellular component (GO): TSC1-TSC2 complex
Source: RefSeq, a predicted model, not a curated record
UCCCUCAAGGAGCUGUCCAAGGCCAUCAAGGACUUCAUCGUCGACCCAGCCGUGCCCCUUCCCGACGAUCUCGUCGACACGAUAGCUGCCUACCUGCGCAAGCGCGAAAAGUAUGACGACGCCGCGUCCGAUCGCCUGCAGGAGGAGCUGCUGCUCAUCUUUGAUAAGAAUGUCCGGGGCAACCCUGCCGCGGCGGGCGCCUGGCUGGGCAUCCUGCGCCGGCUCCUGACUGUGCUGCGCACCCCCGAGCGCAUCCUCGUCUGGCUGGAGGCGUGCAAGGGCAUUCUCGACAAGACGGGCUUCGACAAGAACGUUGUCGCCGAGGCCAUGGAGUUUCUCAACGAGGUUGUCGCCAUUACCGACGAGUACCAGGACGACGCCGGCGACGACUCCGCGGUGAAUCCCAUCAUCGACCGACUGUUUGAGAUAUGGAUGGAGGAGUUUCAGCCGGCGCGCUUCGAGGGCAAUCAGCCGUCGGAGCAUAGCGAAAAGAUGCUUGGCGAUGCCUUGGGGAACUUUGGGAAGAAACGACCAAAGGAAUUUUUCUCUUCGUUGGACGGCUAUCUGAUCAAGAAGAAGUAUCGAAAAGCCAGCCUCAACUUCAUUUGCUCCUUUAUCCAGUCGCAGCCGCCUCACCUACACCAAGUGGCUCAAACGCCUCUCUUCACCGAUCUCUUGACGUGCCUUCAGCAGGACACAUCGACCACUGUCGUCUCGGCUGCGCUCACCGCUCUCAUCAUGCUUCUGCCCCAUAUGCCCAGCUCUCUUGUGCCGCAUCUGCCUACGCUGUUCAACAUCUAUGCCAGGCUACUCUUCUGGGAAAAGGAGAGGUCAGGUACUCUGGAGUCGCCCUUUCACGACUCCGAGCAAGCGAGCCGCUGGGAGGUAUAUGCCUUUGAGCCGGAGACGGAAGAUACCAACAUACCACACCUGUCGCACUACUACACGAUUCUCUACGGCCUCUAUCCCAUCAAUUUCAUGGAUUACAUUCGCAAACCGCAGAGAUAUAUGCGGCACGCCAACGUGUCCAACGCUGAUGAGAUUGAGGUGCAGCCGACGGAGAUUCGGCACCAGUCGGAACAGUUCAGGAGGAGCCAUGUGCUCCAUCCCAACUUUUAUACACUCACUAUCGAGACGGAGAAGACAGACGUGGGGCGAUGGAUCAAAAGCGAGGCCGCCGAAGUCGUGGCUGAAUGCAUGGCGCUGUGCAUCUCCCCAGACUCGCAAAUGUUUGGCGACCACGACCUGUUGCACCUCACGCAGUCGUCGGCCCAGGCUCUCAACGACGACCUGAGUCAACUGAGAUCAGACCCAGGCUUGCUGAGCAGCUCAGUGACCAAGGUGAACUCGUGGAGAAAUACCCACCUAUCGAUGACAGAGUCCAUCGCCAGCGACCAUACGCCGCAGCGUCGGGGGUCGCAAUCCAGUCAUCAUUCGGCGAGGGACUCUGGCGAAGCGACCCGCGCCAAGGACUUUGGGGUAGAUGGCCCUUCAGGCACGCAGCUACUCCAAUCGGCCUCUCACACCCAGCUUCAGGAUCUCAUCAGGUCGAACAAGGCGAUCAAGAGCAGUCUCCACCAGUCUCUGGCAAACGACAGUGUGCCGUCGCUCGCUCUGAGCCAUCAAGAGUCAGUUGCGGAUAGGCCGCUAACGAUGAUGACGCUGCCGCCGCAAACACAGACGCCUGUAUCGGCCGAUAAUGGAAACAAUGCGCAGAUUGCUCACCUGCAACGUCAGCUUCUCCUGCUGCAAAAUGACCUCAGCUUUGAGCGAUACCUCAAACAACAACACAUGGCCCACAUCGGCGAGCUGCGGCGGCGUCAAAUGGCGGAGGCGGCCACGGAGGCGGAAAUGCAGAAUCUCAUCAUGAUGAACCGGAACCUCAAGAGUCGCUACGAAGAGGCCAAGAUGGCUGAGAUGCAAGUCCGCAAGGAGUCAGAAAAGAGCCGGGCCAUGGCAAAGAAGUGGGAAGCGGAUUUGGCCAACAAGCUGAAGAACCUGCGCGAGGAGUCAAAGAAGAUGCAGACGGAGAUUGACUCGUUGCGGAAGGAGCUCGAAGAGAGCCUGCGCGAAUGCGAGAAGCUGCGAAAGCUGGUCUGCGACGCCGAGGUGAAGGAGCUGAAUGCAAGGCAGAACAUGCAGUCGAUUGAGAUACACGGCGCAGAGAUUGACCGACUCAAGGCAGAGGUGGAGCGGCUGUCGCUGUCGGAGAGGGACUACCAGGCGAGGGAGGUGGAACGGAUGGCGGCCGUCAACGCAGCCGAAGACGCCCAGAAUCAGGUGGAAACACUCAGGCUGCAGCUGACGGCCUCUGAGCUGGAGGUGCAGCGAACGAAGAAGCUGUUCCAGUCGCAGGUGGCAGCACUCCAGGCCCAGCUCUCAGAGGCCCGGGAGGAGCGCAACAGGCCCGCGACGGCGAGCGUGGCGGUCGAGAACGCUCUUGCGGCGAGCCGUGCCAAGCAGGCGGAGAUGCAGAAGCAGUACAGCCUGCUGACGCGCAAGUACACGGUGCUGCAGUCGUCACUCCUGGACAUGCAGCUGGAGGCGUCGGUGGCGACGGAGAAGUCGAGCAUCGCGGAUGGCGAGGAAGACGGCAUGUCGUCGUCGACGGGGCCCAUGUCGAUGAAGUCGAGGCCGCUCCGACUGUUGUCGACGGCGGAGACGGGCGAGGGCUCGGGGUACAACGCCACAUCCUCGCCCGGCUCGAACCCGGGGACUCCCACGUCGUCUGUACUGCAGCCGCUGCAGCCAACCAGCUCCGCGGGGACGGCCGGGACGGACGGCCAGGGGUCGUCGUUGAAUCUGUCGAUGAGCCCGGAAAGGAGCUAUUUUAGCGGUGGGCUCCAGAGCAUGAUUCGCCGAGACAGCAAAGACAAGAAGGACGACUCUGGCAAGCCCAAGAAGGAGAAGAAGUCCUUGGGGCUGAGGGGUAUCAGGGGAUUUGUCGGCAGCAGCUAG